CAGUCAGUCAGUUGUGAUUCGAUCAUCAGGUGCUAAACAACAAAAUUUACAGAGGUACAUACUGGAAAAAAAAUUAUUAAAAAAAAAGUAUUUCUCUCAGUGAUUGUGAGCUUCUCCAGAGAACUUUUCGGAGCAUCCUCUGCCCUCUACAAUAAUCGCAGAUUUGCAUAAUUUGUGUCCAAGCAAAAAAGUUCAAGGUUUCACAGUCAAGUUGGUUGGGAGUGAAAAACAUUUUUCGCGGUCGCAGAUUUUGCUGCAUGUGACGACAUUUGACGACUUUAUACACUUGUGGUGGAUCUUCAGCAAGAGCUACACCAAAAAAUUCAUUCCUCUGUGAUUUUUCCCAAGAAAAAAAAAAAGAUUCGUUAGGUGUUGUGUGAAAAAAGUGCUCAAUUACCGUGAACAAAUUAUAACCGGGCAAAUUACCAUUCAAAAAAAAUCUAUCGGAACUUUUCGUUUCAGAAAGAGCUUUAUCUACGAUCCAGCAGAAGAAUGAGAUUCUACGCGGGAUUUUUCACCCUCUUCGUCAUCAUUGAAUUGACUUUUGGCUAUUCUACUUCUUCCGGUGCUGCAGCAGGAGCUGGUUCUUUCGCAUCCACAGGGACUACUGGACAGGCGGGAGUUUCAUCCUCAGGAGCGCUUCCUAACACUUACACUGGCAACACAGUGAGCAGUGUGGGAGGUAAUUAUGGAGCUCAGUAUCCUUACUCGGACAACACCGUGGGCACUUCACCUUACGGAAUGACAGGAGGAGCAGGUGGAUUUGGCGGAGUUAGUGGAACAGGAACGGGAGGAGAUUACUCUGGAUCAAAUGCAGGAGCCUUUUCUGGGGCAGGCGGAGGAUCAUAUGCUGGAACUGGAGCUGCACCCUUCGUCCCUCCAGGCCAGUAUCCUCCCCUUCCGUCACAGUAUGACUACCAGAAUCUCUUCCUCAACUUCUGGAAGAGUCUCAGUGAUAACUAUGCCAAUGCUGCAACCAUGACCUUUGCCUCUCCAGGCGCUAAUGCUUUUGCAGCUGCCUCUUCUGGACCAUCACAUAACGAAUUGAUCAGCCAACAAUUGGCCCAACAAGCGGCUCUUUUCAAUCAAAUAAAUGCCGCUGGAAGUCGCUUUGGAGGUGGAGCAGGUGGUGGAGGUGGUGCUGGUGGAUACUAUGCUCCCAAUUUUGCCAGCUCAAGUGCUACCUACGGUCCAGAUGGAUUCCAUCAGACAGCCAAUAUUGUUCCCGCCAAUCCCAAUUCUCCGAACGUUGACAGUCGAUUUGGACCUGAAAAUCCCAUUGUAACCAUGUCCGCUGGACAGCCAGGAUUCUAUGGAGUCUCCUCGUCGAGUUUCUCAACAUCUUCCGACAUCAAUGGUCAGAAAAGUUCCCACAGAGAGGCUCAAACAUCCAUCAAUGACAAUGGAAAAGUUACAACUUACACCGUGAGAUCAUAGUUAUUUCUCAGUACUACUCACCCCCAAAAAUCCCCCAAAAUUCCCCCUUCGCAAAAAAAGAGAAGAUCAGUAAAAAAAUAAAAUAAAAAGAAAAAUCCCAA
Molecule: messenger RNA, 1538 nt
Organism: Phlebotomus papatasi
Lineage: Eukaryota; Metazoa; Arthropoda; Insecta; Diptera; Psychodidae
Product: keratin, type I cytoskeletal 9
Exons: 4
Coding region: 493-1437 (314 amino acids)
Source: RefSeq, a predicted model, not a curated record